Rhododendron vialii is the source of this 2079-nucleotide messenger RNA. RefSeq names its product succinate-semialdehyde dehydrogenase, mitochondrial. Gene Ontology annotation, biological process: GABA catabolic process. NCBI's taxonomy places the organism in Eukaryota, Viridiplantae, Streptophyta, Magnoliopsida, Ericales, Ericaceae. The transcript has 20 exons. The coding region runs from base 34 to 1731 and encodes 565 amino acids. The record is from RefSeq and is a predicted model, not a curated record. Gene Ontology annotation, molecular function: succinate-semialdehyde dehydrogenase (NAD+) activity.
UGAGUGGGCUAGUACACGAUUUGAUCAUUUUUGAUGAUUCAUAACCCAAUGAUCUCACAGCAAGGAAGAGUAAAUCUCUAUAACAAACUUACAGUCGGGGAGGAGAUGAGGAUGGCAGUUGUACGCAUGGUCCAGAUUAGCAGGGGCACCCGCAACUUACGCCUCCUCCUAUGUCGCCCUAAUUCUCACUUUACUGAUUCAAUGCUACCCCACCCUGGCUCUACUCCUCCACUCUCCAGACAGAUUGGUAUGGAGUCACAAAGUGUUGCAGCAAGGCUCAAUAGUUCUGGAUUUUUACGAACUCAGGGCCUUAUUGCGGGAAAAUGGACUGAUGCAUAUGAUGGGAAAACCAUUAAGGUUCAUAACCCUGCUACUGGCGAAGUUAUUGCAAAUGUCCCUUGCAUGGGUGGGAAGGAGACAAAUGAUGCUAUCUCUUCAGCCUACGAUGCAUUCAAAUCAUGGAGCAAAGUUACCGCUGCUGAAAGGAGCAAAUGCCUACGGAAAUGGUAUGACUUGAUAGUUGCCCACAAAGAAGAGCUUGGACAACUUAUUACCUUAGAGCAAGGAAAACCUUUGAAAGAAGCAAUUGGUGAGGUGAUCUAUGGAGCCAGUUUUAUUGAGUUCGCUGCAGAGGAGGCUAAACGUGUGUAUGGUGAUAUAAUUCCAUCGACACUGCCUGAUCGUCGGUUGUUUGUUUUAAAGCAGCCCGUAGGCGUUGUUGGUGCAAUUGCACCCUGGAAUUUUCCCUUGGCAAUGAUUACUCGAAAGGUUGGUCCUGCCCUUGCUUGUGGCUGUACUGUGGUCGUAAAGCCCUCUGAACUUACACCCCUGACUGCUCUAGCGGCAGCUGAGCUCUCCCUUCAAGCUGGAAUACCACCGGGUGCUGUCAAUGUUGUCAUGGGAAAUGCUUCUGCUAUUGGGGAUGCUUUGCUUGCAAGUCCAGAGGUAAGGAAGAUUACAUUCACUGGUUCAACCGCUGUUGGGAAGAAAUUGAUGGCAGGUGCUGCUGGGACCGUUAAGAAGAUUUCACUGGAACUUGGUGGGAAUGCUCCUUGCAUAAUCUUUGACGAUGCAGACCUGGAUGUCGCAAUAAAAGGAACCUUGGCAACAAAGUUCCGCAAUAGUGGACAAACAUGCGUCUGUGCUAAUAGAAUAAUUGUGCAAGAAGGUAUUUACGAUAAAUUUGCAAGUGCUUUAUCAAAUGCUGUCCAGAAAAUGCAAGUCGGGGAUGGUUUUCAUGAAGGUGUAUUACAGGGCCCACUAAUCAAUGAAGCUGCAAUGCAAAAGGUUGAAUCUUUUCUGGAAGAUGCUACGUCAAAGGGAGCGAAAGUCCUUCUCGGGGGAAAGAGACACAGCCUUGGAAUGAAUUUUUUUGAGCCUACUGUAAUAGCUGAUGUCAAUAGUGAGAUGCUCAUGUCAAGGGAGGAAGUAUUUGGACCUGUUGCACCCCUUAUGAGAUUUAAAACUGAGGAGGAAGCUAUUCGCAUUGCUAAUGACACAAAUGCAGGAUUAGCUGCUUAUUUAUUCACGACAAAUAUGCAACGUUCCUGGCGUGUUUCUGAAGCUCUUGAGUAUGGAAUCGUUGGAGUCAAUGAAGGACUUGUUUCGACUGAGGUGGCUCCAUUUGGAGGUGUUAAGCAGUCUGGUCUUGGACGGGAAGGUUCCAAAUAUGGAAUGGAUGAAUACUUGGAGAUUAAGUACGUGUGUUUGGGAAACAUGAGCAGUAACUGACUUUAAAGGUUUAUAUUUCAAACCUAAGCAAGGUUCCCACACCAGGUGAUGAAAAAUCAAGACGAUCUUGUGACUCUGCCUUACGAUUUUGAAGUGGAAAGUGGUGUUGAGUUACAGGUGCAGGGUUCUGCCGUUCUCAAGCCUCAUAUAAAAUGAGUCCAAAUAAGUGUCAGAGCACCUUUCAGCGUCAAAAUUUAACUGUUACAUGAUUUUGUGGUGGAAACCUCUUGUUUUUGUUAACCUUUCUGUAAAUGGUUUGGACGAUUGCCUUUCUUGUGCAAACCGAGAGAAUCGUCGUUGAAUUUCUCUGAGAAUCCUUCCCAUCUAAAACCAUGUCUGUUGUUUGCA